Molecule: messenger RNA, 1653 nt
Organism: Symbiodinium sp. CCMP2592
Lineage: Eukaryota; Dinophyceae; Suessiales; Symbiodiniaceae
Source: the annotation of a GenBank genome assembly
AUGGGACCUCAGAGUUCGGAUGAACUGCUUGGCUGGGCCCAGUCAUAUGCCGGGAAGCUUGCUUCUCUGUCUUGUGGGAGCCAGCUGAAAGAGAAUCUCUGCAGAGGCUUAUUGCUGUCAACAGACUUCAGUGGUCUUGAUGCUCCCAGAGAGUGUCUGCGAUGCAUGCUGCCGGCAUUGUCUGAGGCUUUUCAGACAUCUUUUCCCGAGGUCGUGGUAGCGAGAUCUUGCGAUGUUGGCAAGCCUCAGCGAGAUUGUCUCAUGUUGCAAAGUGAGAUGUUUCAUGAUGGUGCUUCAUGUGUUUUUACAGACAUCCUGGGCCGUUUGGGAAGCUCAGAGCGUGAGUGGCUUGAGGCGGCCGGACCUCUCAAAAACAUGGAUGUGAACGAGGCUAGAGCAGCCAAUCAGAAUGUUGAGCAAUUCUUGUCCUCGAACCGGGGUCGUAUUUUCUCAGCAAGCCAGAAAAGUUAUUGCUGCCAGCACAAUCAAAACUGUCCGGUUCAUGCACUGCCUGCUCUUCGAGAGAGGCGGAGAUUGGCCAAGGAAGCAGCAGAUCCCCUCUCUGAGGCACCAGCGGUGUGUUCACCGAGCCCAGUGAAGAAGAGGCGACAGAGCACGAUCGUCACCCCUUGGUGGCAGAAGCAUGUGACUGAGGACCCUUCAGAUCCGGAGCCGAUUACCUGCAGUGUGGCAGGGUUGCUUUGCACAGAUUUUUCUCCUCUAGGAAAGAAGCGUGGCUUGAAAGGGACGGGGGUAACUGAGCCCCUCCAUGCGAUUUGGAAGAACGAGCGUCAGUGGCUCGCAGAACAAGGCCUGGAAGAUAUGUUCUUUACAGAGAAUUCUGCCCAUUAUCCGGUUCAGGACAGGCAAGUUGAUGCAAUGCAGUCGUCGCAUGAUGUGAAGUUUGUGACUGUGUCCCCGUGCGAGCUAGGCGAUGCCUAUAUCUUUGCCACAGAUGAUGAGAUUCACAACUUCGUGCAGAAUCGAGCACAGCGUCGAAACUCAGUGCUGCCGGUAGGCUUCAAGGAGAUGCCCAUGCGACAGUACUUGCACCAGCUGUUGCCUCCUGGGGCUAUGUUGCGGUUGGCAAAGUAUGACAGUGUCCGCCCUGAGAGGGCAGGUAUCACAGGCAGCUUCUUUGCACAUUUGGAUCACAAUGUCGAUUGUGGUCCGCGUUGCGGCCCGCUCAUUCCUUCACUUGACACACAUGCCAAUAUUUUUUGCUGGACACAUGAUCGGCUGCUGCUUCCUCAGGAGCUGCUGCAAGCACAGGGAAUCACCAUGUGCCCCAGUGGCACGGGAGAGUCGAGGUCCCCCCUUGCCGAGGUGCUGAUGAAGUUCAAUGAUACCGAGCUGCGUCUCUUUGCUGGGAACUCACUACAUGUCCCAACAUUUGCGGCGUGGAUGAUGUAUGCACUUGCUCAUGUGGCGCCAAUUCCUCACUUGCAGCUGACACCACAGCUGGAAGCAUUGUACGACCAGCUGGAUGCAGAAGGUGAGCAUGAUGAGACUUUGCAGCCAGUGCCUGAUCGCAUCGAUGCACCGGCUAUCCAGUCCGAUGCCCCGGCUAUCCAGUCACCUGCCUUUGCUGAGAUGCAAGAUGAGAACUCAGGUAACUCAGCCAUUCGUCGGCGACCGAGGUUGCUGUUGUAA